GGCGGGGAUGUAGGAGGUGGCGGAGGAGAGAGGAAGCAGGAGAAGUGAAAAUGAUGGCGACCGAAGCGGGGGAGAUAAGAGCUCACACAAGCCCCUGUCCCAACCCCGACUACAACCUCAGCCCUCUGUCCAUCAAAAUAACGCGGAAAAACCAGGACAGACACUGGAGGUUGCGGUGCAUUCAUCUGCAGUGCUACUUCCUGACCAUCGCAACAAUACUAGGAACUGGAAUCUUAGGUCUUCCAGUCACUAUAGCACAUGCUGGCCUGGUGCCCUUCCUGGUCUCCUUUCUGGUUGGCUUCUUUGUUCAGGCCUUGCUCAUUUAUCUGUUUGUGGAACUUCUCCAAAAAUGUCAAGUGGUCCAGCUGGACUCUCUAAAGACAGGUGUCGCAGAGUGUAUUGUGAUGGAUCAAGUGAGCCCAGAAAAUCCAAUCGCACCAGAUGAAGAAGAGGAAGAAGAACUUGAAAAUGCAGAAGCUGAUACUGGUUUACUACAGUCCAGCUCACCAGCUCUGUGUGACCAAGCUGAGGACCUGCAACCCAACCUUCAUCUGCUUGGCUGCCUCUUCCUCUCCCGGCCCAUGAGCCAUGCUUUCAACUGCAUUCUCCUCUUCCAAUUUAUAUCAAUUGGGAUUAGCUAUGUGUUGGCUGGCAGUGAGGCUUUUGCUGCUCUUCUUGGUAUCAGACACUUUUAUGUGAUCCCCGCCUUCACCUGGAUUCUGUCUCUGGCCAUCUUACUUGGCCACACAGUCAUUCAGCCCAUCACCUCGUUGUUCACCCUCCUCAAGGGAAUCCUGCUCAUUGUUACGGUGGUGGUGACAUUUGCAGUGGGCUCUGAGGUGGGCCUCCAGAGCAGCAGUGACUUCAGUCAGAUGGGGAAACCUUUCCUAAUGGGCACCGUAGCUCUAGGUGGGAUUGUGAAUGUGAUGCCUCUGCUAUUCUCUCAGAUCUCACACAACAAAACACAAAUCCUGUGGUUUCGGAGAGCAGUUCUUGGAGGUCUGACAACCUGCAUGGUUCUGAACAUUCUCUGGUGCUGGGCAGUGCUGGAGAUCGUCCCACAGACGUCGUCACCACAGAGGAGGAUGGCCACUGACACAACAACCUUGCCCACCUCCAGCAGCCCCCCGGCUCCUCCAUCUUCAGCCCACCCCCUGCUGAUCUCUAACGUCUCAUUGGAGGAGUCUGAAAAGGCUGGAGAGAUAGCUACCAUUCCAUUGACAAAGAUCAUUAAUGAGCGUUACAGGGCCUACUCCUGGGUGGCCCAGCUGAUCCAGGUGUUCAUCGCCAUCAGCGUCACUGUGUCCUUCCUGGUGAUGGGAUCCGCCAUGAAGCAUACCAUCGAUGGUCUGGUGAGCUCUGUGUGGAGCAGCCGGCUGCAGUGGCUGGCUGAAGCCUGGGAGAGAAACUCACCAAGCAAACACCAGCGCUGCUCCGCCAGGAGUUUCGCCCAACUCGGAUUUUCCCUGCUUGGAUUUGGGAUCAUUUUCAUUGUGUCAGUGUGUGAUCCCAGGGGUUUUGUUGUCAUGUUGGACAAAGUUGUCUCGUUUUCCCUCAACACUGAAGUGGGCCUGUUUGUGUUCAUCAUGCUGAGGGAGUCCAGAGAAGAGCGAUUCCAACACCUGGCCGUCCCUUUGCCAGUGGGGGAGUGUGUGUUCAGCCUCACCUGGCUGCUGCCCACGUACUUCCUGUUUGCAGUAACCUACGAUAUCCUGCAGACGUUGGCAGACGUGACCCAUUACCUGCCUUACUACGGCCCUGAGCCGGAGCUGCACGUCUACAACGUGACGGGAAGCGUCACAGCAGCAAACCUGUCCUCCUUCCUCUGAGCACUCCGACGUCAACACGCCACCAAGCUGCAGCGUAGCAAGUGCUUUCUUCUUCUUUUAUUUUUAACCAAUUUUUAAGGAACAGUUUAGCAUUUUUGAUAAAUAUUUCAUUGUCAUUGCACUGCACUUUCAUUCAAUCUACUUCUGCAUUCAGCAUGGCCUAAAACAGCCUCAAGGGUGUUUUCCCUUCUCCUCCCCACCAGAGCCUCAUGGACAAAAGCUGGUGUGGAUUUUCUGAAGGAAACGCAAACAACCCGAGUUUUUACAGAUAGAAACAGAGAUGAGUAAACUGGCUCCAAAAAACUCUGAGAUUUUGAAAUGAAUCUCAGAAACUUUCUAGAAAAAAACUGGAAAUUUCUGAGUUUCAAAAGGUAAAAAUGUUCAACGUUUGAAUCUCAGAAAAUUUUCAAAUGUUAAAAGUUUUAGACUUUUGAAACUCAACAUUUUGACUUUUGGAAUGUUUACCUAGAACAUUUCUGAGAUUGACCUCAACAUUUGAGUUUUUUCUCUCACAAUUUUCCGACUUUUGGAGCUCAAAAAAAUAUUUGUUUUUUUGUAGAAAAUCUCUGAGAAUAAUCUAAUUUCUAAUUUCUGAGUUUUUUGUUGUUUUUUUUUUUUUGUCAGAAAUCGACUCCUCCUUUUUUUCUAUCUACAAAUGGCCCUAAUAAUUCUUUGUACGAGUCAGCUGUAGGAAGCUGUGCGUACACAUGAAUUCAUGUAGAUUUCUUUGAUAAAUCCAUAUGGAACUGAAAGCACAACACUAAAUGAUUAAAUAUGUGAAUGCAUGUAAGUAUGCAUCUGUCAGCCAACAGUAGUAGAUGCAGGAAGCAGAGGAACUUGAAGGAAUUGGAGUCUCAGACAUUUCUAGAUGAGUUUGAGGCAUGAAGAACAUUUGUCUUGUCUUCUGCUAGCGUUAGCAGGCAGCAGUAAAUCAGUGGGUGGAACAGUCGGCCUGUUUAUAUUCCACACACCGUUCAUACACAGCACAGAGUGCCUGGAGACAGCGCCUCCUACUGAUGAGUAUAUUAUGCGUUGUAGAGAGCGGUUGUUUCCUGACAGUGGCUGAGAUGAUUCAGAGGACACAAUGUUGGCUAAUAAUGAAAAUGCUAUUUGACAUUUGUCUUUGUAGGGAUUCUGUGAAGAAUCAGAGAAAUAAUUCUUCAUCAUGUCUGAUAAACUCUCCUCAUGGAUUUGGAUUAGAAACUCGUUGAAGUGAAAUGUCAACGUUGCUGUCUGGGUGCAUUUCUGGAUAAAACACAACACACAUUCCUGACCAAUCACAUGACACCACACACACACACACACACACAGCUCUGUCUUUUUGACCCGGCCUGGUGAGAAGAGGAGAACCUGUGAACUAGAGGACGAAUUUUUCAUCACACAAUUCUGUCAAUGAGAGCCGCUGUGGAUGAACGUUUUCACACAGAGUCUGUGUGAUGUCAUGUGUGAUUGGUCAGACGUUUAUGGCUGUGUUUUAUCCACAAAUGCUCUUCCAUCACUGUUUGUGGGUGUCGCUUGUGCAUCAGAUUUACGGGUGUACAAGAAACACAAAACCAAGGUUCCUGCUCUGGGUUUUUGUACGGAAGAUAACAAAAAUGGGAUGAAUUGCGCUGAAAUUUUUAAGACAUUAAAAUACACACGUCUGUCUGUCUGGAUGGAUGGUGUGUACACCCCUUCCUUCCAGGCCAUUAAUACUUUCUCAUGCCCAUCAACAAGACGAUGUGAAUAUUUCGUUUUGUACUUUGAUGGGGCCAGUGGCAUUCCUCUGGCUGAUUCCUCUGGCUGAUUCCUCUGGCUGCCAGUCUUUGUACAUGAGGCCCCAGUCAAACUGGUAAAGUCCAGUUUGACUUUACCAAACUGGAACUAUUUGGAGUGGGGUUCCUCCUCUCCUCACUUGCUGCCAAACAUUGAAUAAUCCAUCUUUAUGCACGUUUAACUGAUAUUUGCCAAGGACUGUAGACAAGGAGACACUGAGUCAUUCAGAAGACAUUAUGUAAUAUUGUUUGCCUUCUGGUAUUAUGUAAAAUUAUCUCUAUUUUUUAUAUUGCAUAAUAUUAUAAUGUUAUUCCCUCAUCAAAAACAUACCUGUAAUGUUGCUUUGUUUCUUUCAUGCAUGUUUGAGAAAUCCUUAGAUCUCCAUGGCAACCCUGUGGGGUGCCCAAAUGCUCAGUCUGACAAAGUGCUGCCUAUUUUCAUAAAGCUCCUCCUCUGAGGUUCAGUCUCCAGCUGAGCCUUCCCCUCCCCCACUCAGCUCCUUCAGACUAGCGGCAGCAGCAGUUAGCAGACCCCUAGUGGAACUGCACAUCUUCUGAACUUCCAACAACUGAUGUAAAUGGCAUAAUGGAAGAGUAUUGUUACAAGUGAAGUGUAUCAGAGCGGUUUGGCCUCCUAAUAUUUUCACCUGAACGUUGGGCUCAGAAUCUGCUGAUGGAAGGAUGAACAGUUCACCACCUGAAUCCUCUGGAAAUGAACUUUGAACUUCUGAAACACUGACUGGAAAGUUGGGUCGAAAUGACAGCAGCUCAAGACCUGAGCAGUCAGUGUAGGACGACUAGCCGCUCAUUAACUGUCAUCUGUAGUAGAGCAUUAGGAAACCUCCAGAUUGUGACAUUAUUUUAAAAUGAAUUUAAAAAAAAAAACAUUUUAGUGAAGAGUUCAGUCAGUGAGGUCAUUCAUCCUGUAAACGGGAGCCUCUGAUGGGUCUAUAUGCUGGUCGUGGUGCAGUCCUGUCUGGGAACGGAGACACUCUGGACCUCACUCACAACAACAGUGUCCUUCAAAAGUCCUUGAAGGGAAAAAUGUUUAGGAAAUGCAGAAAAAGCAGGUGCUCAGUGGAAUGAGCCAAGAAAACCCAGAAAAUCACUGAAACAAUAUUGGGUCAAAAACUAUUGGGUAAAAGUGUAACAUUUCUCACCAGUCACCUCAGAAACUUUUGAAAUAGCAAAAAAUUAAAACUUAAUGAAUCUCAACAAAAAGUGCAUCACUUUCUGAGACAACUGGCAAGAUUACUAUGACACUAUUAUAAUUACAAAUUGAGACAAAAGCUCCACACAGUCACAAUGUUGAAAACAAAAGGUUACAGUUUGCCAAAGAACAAAGUGACCUUGAAUUGUGGUUUUUGGGCGUUUUGAGUGGAACGUUAUGCUGAACGCUGGCGCUGGUUUCAUAUGGUGGUGAUGUAUGGUGAUGUUUUAUAAUCACGCUGGGAUUAAUAAAGUGUUUUUAAUAACUGAA
This is a messenger RNA of Xiphophorus hellerii (green swordtail), 5063 nucleotides long. RefSeq lists its product as uncharacterized. The transcript has 18 exons. The record is from RefSeq and is a predicted model, not a curated record. Lineage: Eukaryota; Metazoa; Chordata; Actinopteri; Cyprinodontiformes; Poeciliidae. Bases 51 to 1829 code for a protein of 592 amino acids.